UUCCUAUCCAUCCUUGCGUCAUUGUUUUGAAUGGAGCAUCCUCCCGGCUUGCAUUACCUUCUGUCGGAGGAGAAGUGGGGGGAUUCGGUGGGGGCUUGUGGAGGCGUGUGCUGCACCGACCAAUCGGAGCUCCCGUCGGCAGCCGGACCGCACAUGUUUACAGGCAGCAUUCCGCCGGUAGAGGCUCUGCUCGGCCGGAGCUAACCGCGGACUGGAGCUCGCAGUAGCCGGAGCUGGAGUCACCUAACGGUCUUCUUUCCGACCGUGUUCAUCAUCUACGGCGCGGCUGGCGGCGUGUGCGGCCGAGAGAAGCGAAACAGCUCGACGCGUUCGCUUCCGCUCUCGGACGUCCGAGCCGUUUAUCCGCACAAAAGGCGCCAUUUUGUAAAAUCGUGUACAAAUGUCAUCUCGGUUCACGGAAGGGGCCGCUCGUCCGCGUUUUCCCGCCGCCCGCUCAGCUCGCAGGGAGCAGUGGGGAAAACAAACAGGUCGAACGGAGGAGGAUUGGUAGCCGGUUGGAUGUGGAGGUUGUUUAGCGGCGAAUGAAUCGGUGUUUUGCGGGCGCUAAUUCCAAAGUUUCCCGGUCCGUUUUUUUUUUCGGUGCUUUCGAAUGCGGUGCAUUUGGGACGCUGUUCGGAGUUUUUGCGCCUUUCCGAGUAUGUUGCCGCUUUCUAACAUUUUAUCAGGGCUGUUGGAGCGCGUAGUCUACCCGCUGCGGUUUUGUGUUUUUCACGACGUUGUUUACCGGCUAUAAUUCGACGGUUAGCGAUCCAAAUCCACCGGUUCGCCGGCUCUUGAGUUCAGCGAGACACCCCCCAGACAUGCAUACGAGGCGUUUGGUGAAGCGCUCGAUCCUCGGCAGCCGCGUUUAUGCGCCGAGUCCGACGGGGGACGGUGCCCCGGUGACAGGAGUGGUCCAGGCUGUCAAGCAGGAAAACAGAGACGUCUCGGCCGCGGGAGCUCGGCGCAGCGUCUACACCGUGCUCAUGCAGGACGGGAGCCUCAAGGAGUUCUCCGAGGAGGAGAUAGCCGCCGGGAUCAACCACACCGCAGCCAAAGGACCGCUCAAGUCCAGCUUGAAGCACAGCUCCAGUAACGGAGCUCCAGAGAGCCAGAAGGUGGAGGGUGGCUCCCUCAGCCCGGAGGUAGUGGAGGAGCAGCGGGUGGCGGACGGCAAACGUGGUGGCCGGGACCCCGACACCCGAUCAGUGUCCCUGCUGGAGCAGAAACGCAAAGUGGUCUCCUCCAGCAUCGAUGUCCCGCAUGCCAGACGGUCAGAGGAGGAGGUGGACAUGGACAAGGUGACGGCUGCCAUGGUGCUGACAAGUCUCUCCACCAGCCCGCUGGUCAGGAGCCCGCCCGUCAAAGUCAACGAGGGUCUUUGCGGUUCGUGGAAGGACAACGGCUCAGCUGGCCCCUUCACCCCAUCUAGCAACAGCUCUUCAGGAGGCUACUGGAGCUGGUCUGCACCCAGCGACCAGUCCAACCCUUCUACGCCUUCUCCGCCGCUCUCCGCCGACAGCUUCAAGCCCUUCCGCGUGCCCAGUCUGGGCGGCGUGGGACCGGGCCCCGCGGGGCCAGAGGACCCCAGCAUUGACGAGCAGGACGGCAGCAGCCUGCUCUUCGAUGAGCCCAUCCCUCGCAAGCGCAAGAACUCCAUGAAGGUGAUGUUCAAGUGCCUGUGGAAGAACUGUGGCAAGGUGCUGAGUACCGCUGCUGGCAUCCAGAGACACAUCCGCACCAUCCACCUGGGGCGCAACUGUGACUCAGACUGCAGCGACGGCGAGGAGGACUUCUACUACACGGAGAUCAAGCUGAACACGGACUCGGUGGCCGACGGGCUGAGCAGCCUCUCCCCGGUGUCUCCGUCCAUCCUCUCUCCCCCUCCUCCUCCCCCGUCUCCUCUCCCUUCUCUCGGCCAGCUGCCGGACUCCCAAAGACCCCCGCAGUCGUCCGACACCAAGGAGCCUCACGGCGGCGGCACCACCCCGCUCAGCCGCUCUGCGCCCAGCGCACUCUACCUCAUCCACACGGACCACGCCUACCAGGCCACAGCUCCGGUGUCCAUCCCGUCCAGCAGCAGCAACUCGGCCGGCUCAGCCUCCACCAGCUUCACUCCCACCAACAGCUCCAGCUUCAGCAUCUCCUGGCAGUCGCCACCCGUCACCUUCACUGGGAACACGGUGUCCCCCAGUAAAAGCCAGGGCUUCGGAGAACAGCGCUCCCAGACCAUCGCCGUCCUCUCAUCCCCUCCCAGAGCUACCACCGCCCUCAGUCGGAAGGUGCGUGGCGAGGGGAAGAAGUGCCGCAAGGUGUACGGGAUGGAGAACCGCGACAUGUGGUGCACCGCCUGCCGCUGGAAAAAGGCCUGCCAGAGAUUUACCGACUGAGCGUCUCCACGCCGGCGUCAAGGCACCGCUGCCUUUCACCAGAGAUCCGGGGGGGGGCAUCGUUUUGCAUGCAUUUGGUUUUUCUUCAGCUCAAAGUCGCAACUGUCCGUUAACGCUCCGGCCCCGCCCCCCCCCCUCCAGCUCCACUGAACCAUUCCAGCUGUGGAAGGAACCAAAGGACAGCGGAGUCACCUUUUUACAUUGCCGUCCAGGAUUCCAAGUACUGCCUCGCCAUUCCCAUCGUUCCCCGUUUUGGGGGAAACUCCAGUGCAGCUAAACAGUGUAAAGAUAAAAUAGAUUUCGAAAUUUCUCCUGUUUUUUUUUUUUUUUUUUUGUUUUUUUUUUUGCAGUUUGGUUCAGUGUUGCAUCUUUCUAUGUUUUGUAAAAGCUCUGGUUUUUAAUUGGAAAGUCUUGUCAAAGAAAGGGUCCAGAACAAAGGCCAAAAGCUUUUUUUUGUGUGUUUUGUUAAAAAAAAAAAAAAAAACAACUUUUUUUUUAUCCAAAAGAAGAACGGGCCUCUUUGCUGCCGCUUCGAAGAACAUUACGAGACAAGCAUGGAGGUAAAGCUCGCAAAUGUUUUUGUUUCCUUCCAGUUGUUAAUCUCGUCUUUAUUUCUGGAGGUGAUUUUUUUUUUAUUUCACCGACAUCACAGCCUCUCCCGGUUCCUCACCUCGCUCUUUUCACUCCUGUCAUCCCCGAGGGGAAUGUACAGCAGAGCCGGGGGGGGAGAGGGCAGGCUGACACCAAGAGAGAAACGGGAGGAAGGACGGUGAAUGAUCAAUGCAAAAAAAAAAAAAAAAAAAAGAUAAAAUUUACAGUCAGGGAAAGCAGACGGACCAUGCCGGUGAUUUACCACAUAAAAACAGCAUUCUCACACACACACACACACACAUAUACACACACACACACACACAAUCAAAGCAGAAGACAGGAACUGUUUUCUAUCUCACUUUUUUAUCCAGUUGAUUCAUUUUUCUUUGUUUUAUCAGGGAUGUGAUUCAAAGAAAGCAAAAACCAGCAGCUACAAAAACUAGAGGUUCUACUAUAUACAGCACUAUCUCAAUAGCUUCUCUGUCUCAUUUCACAUGACAACUUCGCAACCAAAAACUCCUUUUAUCCUCUUUCUUGUUUUUUUGGUUAUUGUUAAGGUGCCAUGUUUACUGUCGUUGAUGCAGUUCUCUCCUUCCUUUUUAAAGAUUUUUGUUUGUUUGUUUUUGUUGGCAAAAACCAAGACUGUUUACUUACCGCCUGCUGAAGAAAAGCGUGUUAAAAGACCUUCCUGACGGCACUGGACAAGCACGAAGUCAGCAGCGAGCAGAGGCCAUAAAGAAGAAAACUAAGAUCCUGGACCACCUUCCGCAACGUACAGAGAGACACAUCGCCCUCCUCCUCAACUUUUUACACCUUCCCAAAAGGAGUUAAAAUAUCGUUUUGUUUACAUUGAUGGUCUUGUUCACCAGAGGGGGAGGCCUGGGGAAAAAAAAAACCAAAAGCGAGGCACUUGCACUGUAUGUGUGUGACGGAGCACUUGGUACAUUUGGGGUAAACGGUAGAGGGCUGAAAAUGUUCCCAUCUCACCGGCCCUCUUCAUUUACAGCCUAACGAAAACAAAUGGUUCGACCACCCAGACGGGGCUCCUUUCCUUUUUUUUUUUUUGUCUUUCUUUUUUUUUUAACCACUGUUCACUCCAAGAGUUUUUGUAGAAGGGUGGAACAAGUUACAAGCACUUGAUUAGGUCGCUCCUUUUGUUGUUUACCGCCCGGGCUCUCCCACGUGUAAACUUGUAAAGAGCAGGAUUCGGUCUAAAUAUCGCGCUCACCUUACUUGUCAUUUGAGUGUGUUCCAGCCUCGUUGGCGGGAAAACAAAUUUUAACAAAGGCCAAACGGUUUUUGCUGACGUUCACUUUGUGGCGACACACGGAGCGACUCUCUCCUGUCACCCGGGGCUGCGUUCUCCUUUUAUCACGCCGCAUUUGUGUGCACGCAUUGAUACGGAAUUGUUCAUCUCCAGACCGCCAGUGUGCUUCUGCCAUCUGCAUCAUGAGAAAACGUGUUCGCACUCACGCGCUUUUGUUUCGCAGUGCGCAGGAUGAUUUUACACCAGAACCAACACCAGCUAAUAAACUCACGCCCCCCCCCACGUUUAAUAUUCAGUACUUCCGCACAUGUAGCUCUGUCAUGUUUGCUCAGAUGUUUCUAUUUUGUCUAUUCUGUUUCUGUUCUGUUUCUUUUUCCGUCUGUUCAUCUGUUCAUGUAUAUAUGUAGCUCUUGUAUUUUUUCUCUAAGCUCCAUGUUUAUGAGCAGUUAGCUCGGGCCAUUACAUCCCGCCAACCUUACGAACGCGGCAGGUUCAGGCGCGAGGAGAUGAAGUACGGUUUGACCCGCUGGGCUACCAUUGUUUGGAAAUAUAGUUAGCCUUAAAGUCACUCUUAAAAGAAAAAAAAAAAAAAAGUGCAUUGUGCUUCUUCUCUCAUGUCAUUACAUCGAUGUUUCAGUAAGAAAUAUUUAGAUUAUCACGAGAACUGAUUUGCCAUUGUAUUAUGUGAACGUAUUAUUGUUUAAGAGAAGAUAAAUCUAUAUAUACGUAAAGAAAGAAAAAAACUUGUUGGAGUUUUAGAUUCAAAGCAAAAAAAAGACUGAUUGGGCUGUUUUAUUAUUAUUAUUAUUAUUAUUAUUAUUUUCCAUAUAUAUGAAUAUAUAAUCUGUUUCUGAAUUUAGUUUUCAUGUUCUGCUCGAGGAAAAUGUUUUGUUGCUGUUGUGACUGUCGGAGGGAGCCCUGGAAUAAUCAAGCCAAGCUUGUUAAUGCUCAUUCUCAGUGAGCGUGACCCCGCAACGCUCCCGCCCGGAGCUCCUUCACGUCACGGUGCCGCCGCCGCUAAGCGGUAGAGAAACCACAGUUGAUUAAAACCUUUAUCUUAUUUCCAAUUCUCCCCUCGCACCAGCCCACUUUCAAUUAGUGUGAUUGACAUCUCCGCGCGCGUGUUUGUGCCCGUGCCCGCGGCCACAUCACAUCUGUAUGUGAACGUGAAGGAGCCCCCGGCGAAGUAUGCAGGCUGCCACUGAAGCACGGUGCUCCUGCUCCCUCCCCCACGAGCGUUACUCUCGCUCCUCCCAAGGAGUUCCACACCUUCAUCAAACGGCCCGUGGCGUUCCCCUGUCAGGGCGCGUAGGUCGAGGAUGUUUUUUGUUGUUGUUGCUUCAGACCUCUGCGGCUAGAUGUGCUGAUGCUUCUUUUUCUUUUUUUUACUCCAUGCACUUCCCACUGCCCUUUCUCCAUCAUUGUGGUGCUUCAUGUUAGUGUUUUCCCUCCAUUGGCAUGUGGAAGAGGAAAAAAAAAAAGAAGAAAAAGCCAAUCAGAUUGUGUCCCUACAGCAGUUCUGACCAUCCAGAGGUUCUGGGACGAGACUGGAUAUUUUCAGUGGCAACAUCUCCAGGCAGCUAUUUUUUUUUUCUUUUUUUAAAAAAAAGAGAAGUUCUCUGUUUGUGCUGAUUCUUGUUCAGCAGCGUGUCGAUCAAACGGCCCGUAAGUAAGAUUCGGACAAAAAAAAUAAAUAAAUAAGCUAACGUCACAGCCUCGUCUAGGGUUGAUCCAAAUGACCUCUAAAGGAUGUCCGCUGCCAUAUCUCUCAAGCUGGUCCAUCUCCCUCGUGGUAGGUCAGUGAGGAACUCUGGGAUUUGUGGACUGCUGUAGUGACAACAUCUGGGUCCCAUUCACUGCCAAUGGCACGGAGACACUCAGCCUGGGUCUGUCUUCACAUCCUGUACACUCUGGUGCUGCGGCGGGGGGGGGGAUGGAGGCGCUAUGCUCCAAUGUUCCUCCCAUGUGUCCUCUGAUCAUAUAAACUCCAUUUUGUACACAUUGUUAUGCUGUAGAACAUGAAAAUAAAAACACCCUGCCUCAAGUCUA
Molecule: messenger RNA, 6297 nt
Organism: Acanthopagrus latus (yellowfin seabream)
Lineage: Eukaryota; Metazoa; Chordata; Actinopteri; Spariformes; Sparidae
Gene: znf704
Product: zinc finger protein 704
Exons: 9
Coding region: 822-2390 (522 amino acids)
Biological process (GO): regulation of transcription by RNA polymerase II
Cellular component (GO): nucleus
Molecular function (GO): DNA-binding transcription factor activity; RNA polymerase II cis-regulatory region sequence-specific DNA binding
Source: RefSeq, a predicted model, not a curated record